CCAAUUAUUAGGCACACUUAACUAGCUCAGCUUGGCUGCGGGUCCGCACUCGUCCUUCUGCUCUGCUCAGCGCACUAUGUGUCACUCUCGCAGCUCCCUUCCCACCAUGACAGUCCUGCGGGCCCCGACCCCGGUACCCUCCACCAGCCCGGGACCCCGGAGGGGCUCCGGUCCUGAGAUCUUCACCUUCGAUCCUCUCCCGGAGCCUACAGUGGCCUCCGCCGCGCGCCCCAGCGUCUCCCGCGGGCACCGAAAGCGCAGUCGUAGGGUCCUCUACCCGCGAGUGGUCCGGCGCCAGCUGCCCGCCGAGGAUCCGAACCCUGCCAAAAGGCUCCUGUUUCUCCUGCUCACCGUCGUCUUCUGCCAGAUCCUGAUGGCUGAAGAAGGUGUGCCGGCGCCCCUACCCCGGGAGGACGCCCCCAGCGCCGCGCCCCUGGAGCCCACCCCUGCGCCCCCGGCUCUGGAGCCCCUUAAUCUGACCGCGGAGCCCUCGGACUACGCUCUGGAUCUCAGCACUUUCCUCCAGCAACACCCAGCCGCCUUCUAAACGUGACUCCCCACAUCCCCUAAGAAA
Molecule: messenger RNA, 574 nt
Organism: Rhinolophus ferrumequinum (greater horseshoe bat)
Lineage: Eukaryota; Metazoa; Chordata; Mammalia; Chiroptera; Rhinolophidae
Gene: IER3
Product: immediate early response 3
Exons: 2
Coding region: 77-547 (156 amino acids)
Biological process (GO): negative regulation of apoptotic process; DNA damage response
Cellular component (GO): nucleus
Source: RefSeq, a predicted model, not a curated record